UAGAAUAUUAUGAUGAAAAGUCUGAUGAAAAGCUAGCUUUUCGUUUUUAAGUCUGCAAAAGACAUUCGAGUUUUCAUUAUCUUUCAUAAUUUUCUUACUAUAACUUUACUAUUUCUAUAUUUGUUGUUUAUCAUACAAUAUGAAUUGAACAGUUUUUAGUUACAACUGUUUUUAGAAUAAAUCGCGUCCUAUUCGACCCUGUCAAUACAAAGUUUUAGUGGUAAAAUGUUGACGAAAAAAUAUACAAUACUGUCUAGAAUUAGACAAAGAAGUCGUUGUUACUGCAGAUUAUUAUCGAGCCAGGCUAAUGUUGCUGAAACAGACAUUCAGUUCUCUAAAGGAUCACCUCUAAAGCUCUCAUCAGGCCGUUAUGCGAGGUUUGCAGAUGGGGCAUGUGUCGCAACAUUUGGCAAUACAAGUGUGUUAUCCACUGUUGUAUCCAAAGCCAAACAGAGUAAUAACUCCUUUCUACCAUUAGUAGUAGAUUACAGACAGAAGGCAGCUGCAGCUGGAUCGUGAUUCCUACUAUUUUUUUAGGAGAGAGUUGGGUCCUUCUGAAAGAGAAAUUCUCACCUCACGUUUAAUAGACCGUUCCUUACGACCACUAUUUCCACAAAACUACAACUAUGACACGCAGAUUGUCUGCAACAUGCUCGCUAUGGACGGUACAAACCCGCCAGAAACAGUUGCUAUUAAUGCAGCCAGUGCUGCAUUGGCUCUAUCUGAUGUGCCUUGGAAUGGACCUAUUGGGGCCGUGAGGCUAGGACUAAUAGACAACGAACUCGUAGUGAACCCAACUCGUAAGGAUUUGGAGAAGUCAUCGCUGAAUCUGGUGGUGACCGCCACCAAGAGCAACCUGGUGGUGAUGCUGGAAGGAAGCGCUGACAUCAUCUUGCAGCAGGAUUUGUUGAAGGCUAUCAAACUAGGUACCAAAGAAGCCCAGCACAUAGUGAGGGGAAUAGAGAAGCUACAGAAGGACCAUGGCAAAAUGAAAAGAGAAUAUGAAACUCCACCACAAUUAGAGCAGAGUAUCAUAGAUGCUAUAAAAUCCUUAUCAACUAUGAAAAUAAGGGAAAUAUUAAGUGACCGCACCCACGACAAGAUCUCUCGUGACGUAGCGAUAGCAGAACUCAGGCAAACGGUACUCAACCAGCUACGAGACACAGAAGUGGAUGUGAACCAACUAUCUGACGGAUUCAACACACACCUUCGGACCAUAUUCAGAGAUAUGAUAUUUGAGACUGACACAAGAUGUGAUGGACGACAUUUGGAUGAACUGAGGAAUAUUAGCUGUCAGGUAUCGCUCUACGAGCCGUUGCACGGCAGCGCGUUGUUCCAGCGCGGGCAGACUCAAGUGUUGUGCACGGUUGCGUUUGACUCGCCGGACAGUGCGCUCAAGAUGGACACGCUCACUAUGCUUAGCAGUGGUAUAAAAGAAAAGAGUUUCUUCCUGCACUACGAGUUCCCGUCGUACGCGACGGGCGAGGUGGGCCGCACGGGGGCGCCGGGCCGGCGCGAGGCGGGACACGGCGCGCUCGCCGAGCGCGGGCUCGUGCCCGUCGUGCCGCACGCGCCCUACACCGUGCGCCUCACCGCGGAGGUGCUCGAGUCCAACGGGUCGAGCUCCAUGGCGUCGGUGUGCGGCGGGUCGCUGGCGCUGCUGGACGCGGGGCUUGCGCUGUCGGCGCCGGCGGCCGGCGUGGCGAUCGGACUCGUCACGCGCCGGAACGAGACGGGCAUCGACGACUACAGAAUACUCACUGAUUUGUUAGGUAUAGAAGACUACAUGGGUGACAUGGACUUCAAAAUGGCCGGCACAAAAAAGGGCAUCACAGCACUUCAAGCAGAUAUCAAAAUACCAGGCCUACCGCUCAAGAUCGUCAUGGAAUCCGUGCAGAAAGCAUGCGAUGCCAAGAGCAAAAUUAUCGAUAUUAUGAAUCAGUGUAUCGAUAAACCUAGACAAAGUCACAAAGACAACAUGCCUGUGAUCGAGGAGAUAGAAGUGGAGGUGCACAAGAGGUCCAAGCUGGUCGGAGUCGGCGGCGCCAACCUGAAGAAACUAUACGUGGAGACUGGUGUGCAGGUAACGCCAAUAGACGAGACGAAGUACAGUAUAUUCGCGCCGUCGCGCGCGGCGCUGGACGAGGCGCGAGCGCGCAUCGCGGCGUGGCUGGCGAGCGAGCGCGCGCCCGAGCUGGAGUUCGGCGCCGUGUACCGCGCGCGCGUCGUGGACGUGAGGGACGCGGGCGUGCUCGUCACGCUGUACCCGGGCAUGGCGCCCGCGCUCGUGCACAACUCGCAGCUCGACCAUAGGAAGAUAAUGCACCCUUCGGUCUUGGGCCUGGACGUGGGCUCGGAGCUGCAGGUGAAGUACUUCGGCCGCGACCCGGUGUCGGGGCAGGUGAGGCUCUCCAGGAAAGUGCUGACGUCACCGCCGCCAGGUGUCGUCCGGAAACUGGACAAGAGCUAAUGUGAUGAAGUAUUACAGUUUGUUGAAAAGGGGACAGUGUUCAUACGUUUUUAAUACCAUAGGUAUUGCUGCUAGGUACUGUCAGCCCUAAAUAAAUGUAUAUAUUGGUGGCAAAAUAUUUGUAUCCGCCAAGGGAGCCCCGUGUGUCGCGUUCCGGGGUUAGCCUAUUUAUAUUCGGUUUCAGAGGCCGGUAUAAUUGGGUCGACUGGUGAGAAAUCGACUAUCUCUACGGACUCCACUCCACUUACCAUCAAGUGAUAUAUUGUAAUUCCUACAUUCGGUUUAACCCAUGUACACAUUUAAUUGAGGCUAACUGUACAUAAAUGUGACGUCAUAGUGUUAUGAUUUGGAAACUCCGCGCAAGAAUACCUUUUUGCACAGAUAGCUUCUACCAAUUAACCGUCAGUCCAAUUUGAAUAAUGCAGUCAUGUGAUAAAUUAUAUGUAUAACUGCCAAAUUUGUAAAUAAAUCGUUUUAUUACA
This is a messenger RNA of Manduca sexta (tobacco hornworm), 2952 nucleotides long. RefSeq names its product polyribonucleotide nucleotidyltransferase 1, mitochondrial (gene PNPase). Gene Ontology annotation, biological process: mitochondrial mRNA catabolic process; mitochondrial RNA 3'-end processing. Gene Ontology annotation, molecular function: 3'-5'-RNA exonuclease activity; RNA binding; polyribonucleotide nucleotidyltransferase activity. The coding region runs from base 650 to 2470 and encodes 606 amino acids. NCBI's taxonomy places the organism in Eukaryota, Metazoa, Arthropoda, Insecta, Lepidoptera, Sphingidae. The record is from RefSeq and is a predicted model, not a curated record. Gene Ontology annotation, cellular component: mitochondrion; cytosol. The transcript has 14 exons.